AUGGAACAGCUCAACCGCGUCACCGACUCGCUCCGCAACUUCAAGGAGACACGGCUGUCGGGCCUGAAGCCGCUGCCUGAGUUUGCAGCUGUCGCGCCCGACGUCGCUCGCCGAGGCCAGCUCGCCCUCACGAACCCGUUGCUCCUGAUCGCGAUCGGAUUCCUGGCUGGUGGUUUCAUGGCCAUCAGCAAGUUCGCUCCCCUCGAGGUCGGCUCGCUCGUCAUCCCGGAGAAGAAGCUGUACAUUGCGCUUGGCAUCAUCGGCCUCCCGAUGCUGUUCAUCGCGAGCCCGCUGUCUGUCCUCUUCUGGCUCGUUGCCAGCUCCGUCAUGCUCAUCCUCUUCCACGCCAUGCUCAUGGAGCCUGGACUUGAGAGCGAGUACGGAGAGGUUGAGACUGUCUAG
This is a messenger RNA of Trichosporon asahii var. asahii CBS 2479, 402 nucleotides long. RefSeq lists its product as uncharacterized. The transcript has 4 exons. The record is from RefSeq and is a predicted model, not a curated record. The coding region runs from base 1 to 402 and encodes 133 amino acids. Lineage: Eukaryota; Fungi; Basidiomycota; Tremellomycetes; Trichosporonales; Trichosporonaceae.